Messenger RNA from Aspergillus luchuensis, 909 nucleotides. RefSeq names its product urate oxidase. Bases 1 to 909 code for a protein of 302 amino acids. Lineage: Eukaryota; Fungi; Ascomycota; Eurotiomycetes; Eurotiales; Aspergillaceae. Gene Ontology annotation, cellular component: peroxisome. The transcript is spliced from 3 exons. Gene Ontology annotation, molecular function: urate oxidase activity. Gene Ontology annotation, biological process: purine nucleobase catabolic process; urate catabolic process. The record is from RefSeq and is a predicted model, not a curated record.
AUGUCUUCCCCAGUUGCUGCGGCCCGCUACGGCAAGGACAAUGUCCGAGUAUACAAGGUCCACCGCGAUGAGAAGACCGGCGUCCAGACGGUCGUGGAGAUGACCGUCUGCGUCCUCUUGGAGGGUGACAUCGAUACCUCCUACACCAAGGCCGACAACAGCGUGAUUGUCGCGACCGACUCCAUCAAGAACACCAUCUACAUCACCGCCAAGCAAAACCCCGUCACUCCUCCCGAGCUCUUUGGCUCCAUCCUUGGAACCCACUUCAUCACCAAGUACAAUCACAUCCACGCCGCCCAUGUCAACAUCAUCACCCACCGUUGGACCCGUAUGACCAUCGACGGCAAGCCGCACCCGCACUCCUUCCUCCGGGAUGGCGAGGAAACCCGCAACGUGCAGGUCGAUGUCGUCGAGGGCAAGGGCGUGGACAUCACUUCGUCUCUGGCCAAGUUGACCGUUCUGAAGAGCACCAACUCGCAGUUCUGGGGCUUCCUGCGCGACGAGUACACCACCCUCCCUGAGACAUGGGACCGUAUUCUCAGCACCGACGUCGACGCCAGCUGGCAGUGGCGCCGCUUCAACGGGCUGGACGAGGUGCGCGCUACUGUGCCUCAGUUCGAUGCGACCUGGUCGGCGGCCCGGGAUAUCACCCUUAAGACCUUUGCCGAGGACAACUCGGCCAGUGUCCAGAACACUAUGUACAAGAUGGCGGAGCAGAUCUUGGCUCGUCAGCCCUUGCUUGAGACGGUCGAGUACUCUCUGCCUAACAAGCACUACUUCGAAGUUGACCUGAGCUGGCACAAGGGCCUGAAGAACACCGGCAAGGAUGCCGAGGUGUAUGCGCCGCAGACCAACCCGAACGGGCUGAUCAAGUGCACGGUUGGUCGCAACACGAAGGCGAAGCUGUAG